AUGGAGCCAGAAGGGACUGUCAACAGGACGUACACUGUUAAUGACAUACAUCCCUGCUAUGAGUCAGAUAAUGGAACUUACGUAUUUACAAGCAACCCUUCACUAAUAUGUGUAUUAUUAUAUGUUUUCCUCGGCUCAUUGUCUGUUGUCACAGUAUGUGGAAAUCUUCUUGUGAUAAUCUCCAUCAUUUAUUUCAAACAGCUCCACGUCCCUACUAACUACCUCAUCCUGUCUCUGGCUGUGGCUGACCUGCUUGUAGGAGUUUUGGUUUUUCCUUCCAGCAUGGCAGUCACUGUAACCUCGUGUCUCUAUCAUGAAGGUUUAUUUUACAGAUAUUAUGCAGUGUGUCAGCCUCUCACUUAUAAAAGUAAAAUAAAUAACUGUGUUAUCGGGGUCAUGAUCCUGGUGAGCUGGGGGAUUUCUGCCCUGAUCGGAAUUGGCAUCAUAAUUGCAGGAUUCAGCCAAGGAACAUGUGAAGACAUGUGCUCAGUUGAUGUUUUAAUGGCAAACACUAUGGGACCUGUUUUCUCAUUUUACUUUCCAGCGAUCAUAAUGCUCUGUAUCUACCUGAAGAUUUUCAUUGUUGCACAGAAACAGGCAAACAGCAUCCAGAACGCAACCUGUCAGAUCACAAAGUCUGGAGCAGCUGUUAGUAAAAUGGAGAGAAAGGCCACCAAAACUCUGGCUAUAGUCAUGGGAGUUUUUCUCUUAUGUUUGACUCCUUAUUUUCUUUGUAUUGUCUUUCAGCCUUUAGCUCAUGUAACCCCACCAGUUACUGUGAUUGAAACACUUAAUUGGCUUACACUGUCAAACUCAAUGCUCAACCCAUUUAUUUAUGCUUUCUUUUACAGCUGGUUCAGAUCAGCUUUUAGAAUGAUCAUUUCUGGAAAAAUAUUUCAAGUGCACCGCACAGACCAGGGGUAA
Molecule: messenger RNA, 924 nt
Organism: Chelmon rostratus (copperband butterflyfish)
Lineage: Eukaryota; Metazoa; Chordata; Actinopteri; Chaetodontiformes; Chaetodontidae
Product: trace amine-associated receptor 1-like
Exons: 3
Coding region: 1-924 (307 amino acids)
Biological process (GO): G protein-coupled receptor signaling pathway
Cellular component (GO): membrane
Molecular function (GO): trace-amine receptor activity
Source: RefSeq, a predicted model, not a curated record